AUGGCAACGGCGGCAUCGCAGGAGCAUGAGCACCGGGCAGCGGACAACGGCACGACCGCGCCGUCACCCAGUGCCACCAACAGCUGGGGGCCCUACUCUGGUGCCGGCGACUUCGCUAGCAACAUGGCCGUCAUCCUGGCCGCGCUGCUCGCCGCUCUGGCGCUUUCCGCGGCGCUCACUGCCGCUGUCAGGUAUCUGCUCCGCCGCCGCCGACGCGGCCGCGCUGGCGUAGCGGAAGGGGACCCGGAGAAGCCCCUUUCCGCGGAGGUGACAUCGCCGCCUCCAUCUCUGGUGUACUCGGCGGCGGGGACCAAGCUGGCAGGCGCGGCCGAGUGCGCGAUAUGCCUGGCCGAGUUCGUGGACGGGGACGCCGUGCGCGUCAUGCCGGCCUGCGGCCACGGCUUCCACGCGCGCUGCAUCGAGCGGUGGCUAGCCGGAGGCCUGCGGUCGUCAUGCCCGACGUGCCGCGCGCCGGCUGCGACGCCGCAAACCGAUGGGGCUGCAGAGGCCGCCAGGUCUUGA
Lolium rigidum is the source of this 522-nucleotide messenger RNA. RefSeq names its product RING-H2 finger protein ATL79-like. The transcript is spliced from 2 exons. Bases 1 to 522 code for a protein of 173 amino acids. The record is from RefSeq and is a predicted model, not a curated record. Lineage: Eukaryota; Viridiplantae; Streptophyta; Magnoliopsida; Poales; Poaceae.